AUGGGUGUGGUACAUGUGGAGGACCGCGAGGCUUUUGUGGGCAUUGCACCGGAUGAGAAGUCGUUGGGGGAUAACGUCAGUGAGUAUGUUUGCCAGUUUCUCGAUUCCGCCAGGAGAAAUGAACGGGACGAGAAAUGUAUGUCUUUGAAACAAGGGUUGAGCAUGUUCCCCAAGGCGGUGAUGUGGUCUUUGGUGGUGUCCAGCGCUAUAAUGAUGGAAGGGUACGAUACCAAUUUGAUGAACUCGCUUUAUGGGUUCCCGGCGUUUGCCAAAAAGUACGGCGAGUAUUAUGAAGCUUCCCUGAGGUACGAGAUUCCUGCUAAAUGGCAGACGUCGAUCAAUAUGGCCAUCAAUGUGGGAACGCUACUUGGGUUGAGUGUGAGCGGGUGGCUUAUAGGGAAAUGGGGCAACAAGAAGGUGAUGUUGGCGGCGUUGGUGGUGUUGGUUGGGUUUAUAUUCGUUCUUUUUUUUGCGGUUUCCAUCCAGAUGCUCUUGGUAUCGAUGAUUCUUUUGGGGUUCCCGUUGGGGACGUUCCAGGCCAUUUCCACCGCUUUGGCGGUGGAGUUCUGUCCCAUGGUGCUUCGGGUGUACUUGACCAGUUGGAUAAAUGUAUGCUGGACCAUUGGCCAGUUGAUUCUGAGCGGAGUGUUGCGUGGGUUUGUCAACGGAGACUCUGAGCUAAGUUUCAAGGUGCCAUUUGCCAUCCAGUGGGUCUGGCCGGUCCCGAUCUUUGUUGCCGUGCUAUUUUGUCCGGAGAGCCCUUGGUGGCUAGUUAAAAACGGCCGGUUGGAGGAAGCUGAAAAGUCGCUACUUCGAUUGAUUUCUAUUCAAGAAAGCCACAAGCGGCAUCUUGCUGAUGCAAUGGUGAAAAAAAUUCAAAUGACUUUAAAGGAAGAAGAAGCGUCGGCAAACGACACUUAUGUAGACUGUUUUAGAGGUCCAAACUCGAGGAGAACUAGAAUAUCCGCUUGUACUUGGAUGUUUCAAAACCUUUCUGGGUCGGCCCUAAUUGGCUACUCUAGUUACUUCUACAUCCAAGCCGGUCUUUCGACCGAUAAUGCAUACACGUUUUCUAUCAUCCAGUACAUUCUAGGGAUCUUGGGUACCUUGACCAGCUGGGUGGUAUCCCAGAGGUACGGUAGGUUCCAAAUUUACUCGUAUGGAUUGGUGUUCCUAUUCUUACUACUCAUGACUAUAGGUGGAAUUGCCUGCUCUUCAAAUGAAAAUGCUCCAUGGGCAAUCGGCUCGUUGCUUUUGGUAUAUACGUACUGCUACAAUACUUCGAUUGGGCCUCUCACCUACACCAUUGUUGCCGAAAUCCCCAGUACGGUGCUUCGGGUGAAAACAAUCAUCAUUGCCAGAAACACUUAUAACAUUGCCGGUAUCUUCACUUCUUUAAUCAACCCUUACAUGCUCAACCCAUCUGCAUGGAAUUGGGGUGCCAAACUGGGCUUUUUCUGGGGCGGGUUUGCCCUUUUGGCCUUCACUUGGUCCUACUUUGACUUACCGGAAACAAAAGAUCGAACCUUUUACGAAAUCGAUUAUCUCUUCAACAACAACGUGCCAGCACGGAAGUUUAAGUCUUGCCAAAUAGAUGCUCCUGCAGCCCAGCAGUACUUGGACAACCCGCCAACCAAACUAAAUACCUAA
Molecule: messenger RNA, 1650 nt
Organism: Hyphopichia burtonii NRRL Y-1933
Lineage: Eukaryota; Fungi; Ascomycota; Pichiomycetes; Serinales; Debaryomycetaceae
Product: sugar transporter
Exons: 1
Coding region: 1-1650 (549 amino acids)
Biological process (GO): transmembrane transport; carbohydrate transport
Cellular component (GO): membrane
Molecular function (GO): carbohydrate:proton symporter activity
Source: RefSeq, a predicted model, not a curated record